Vanessa atalanta (red admiral) is the source of this 1189-nucleotide messenger RNA. RefSeq names its product protein Tob1 (gene Tob). Gene Ontology annotation, molecular function: transcription corepressor activity. Gene Ontology annotation, cellular component: cytoplasm; nucleus. Lineage: Eukaryota; Metazoa; Arthropoda; Insecta; Lepidoptera; Nymphalidae. The transcript has 4 exons. The coding region runs from base 285 to 1043 and encodes 252 amino acids. Gene Ontology annotation, biological process: regulation of gene expression. The record is from RefSeq and is a predicted model, not a curated record.
CAGUCCGCCGCUUCUAUUCGAUCAACAAACACGUCGGCCGUGACCAAGCGCUUUGCCGCGAACAAUAAAACCUCACACUCGCCUGAUCGGAGAAACAUUCAGUGAGCAUCAGUUUUUUUUAAAGUGUAGUGAAAAUUAUUAUUUUUUCCAACUGUGACAAGUCAGGCGGGCGGAGGCUCGGGUGGGGCGCGUUCCGCUGACACAGUGGCUCAGUCAGCCGCCGGACGCCGAGUGGCAAGCACCAUCGAUUUUCUCCAAACGGCUGUACGCGAGUAAAACCAACAAUGCAUAUUGAAGUACAAGUCGCACUUAACUUUGUCAUAUCAUAUCUAUACAACAAGCUACCGAGACGGCGGGUCAACAUAUUCGGGGAAGAAUUAGAAAAAGCGCUUAAAGAUAAAUUCCGGGGUCACUGGUACCCGGAUCGACCGUGCCGAGGGUCAGCGUUUCGAUGUCUGAAAACCGGUGGUCCUUUAGACCCAGUUCUGGAGCGAGCUGCACGAGAAUCUGGCGUGCCGGUCCGAGAUGUACUGGAACACCUUCCACGGGACCUUGCUGUUUGGGUCGAUCCAGGCGAGGUGUCGUACCGUAUCGGCGAGAAGGGUGCGGUAAAAGUGCUGUUUAGCAGCGACGAACGUGCCGCUGACGAAAGGACCGAUAGAGAGGUAACCCGUGCAUUUAACCCGGAAGCGCAGUGUUUCCGGCCUGUGGAGCCAGUAGCGGCCCCAUCGCCGCCCGCGCCUGCGGCUUUCUCGCCCGGCCCGCCCUUCCGAGCGCAGCCUCUAACCUUCACAACUGCCACAUUCGCGCAAACCAAAUUUGGAAGCACCAAAUUGAAAACGAGCAGCAAACGCGCCAACCGCAUGUCACCCACCGAGUUCAGCAACUACAUCAAGCAACGGGCGGUACAGCAGCAGCUGGCAGCGCGCGCGUUGUCGCCGGCGACGGACCCCGCGGCGUACUUCAUGGCGCGGCGCGACGCGGCGCCGGGCGCGCCGCCCACGUCCUACGCGCCGCCAGCGCACUUGCUGCUAGCCAACUGAGCCGCGCCUGCGCGCUAGCCGCCCCGCGCGAUCCGCUCAUAGAGUCUUUACUUUUUUACGAGAGAGACGCGCGCCGCGAUUUAUUUUUUUAUUUUCCGCGGGGGCGUCCCGCGCCGCCCGCCGCUUGUGAUAUCCGUACGAUUUUC